Messenger RNA from Rangifer tarandus platyrhynchus (Svalbard reindeer), 3579 nucleotides. Lineage: Eukaryota; Metazoa; Chordata; Mammalia; Artiodactyla; Cervidae. The record is from the annotation of a GenBank genome assembly.
AUGCCUAGGAGGGCCGGGAGCGGGCAGCUGCCGCUACCCCGGGGCUGGGAGGAGGCCAGAGACUACGACGGCAAGGUUUUCUACAUCGAUCACAACACCCGGAGGACCAGCUGGAUCGACCCCAGGGACAGGUUGACCAAGCCCCUGUCGUUCGCUGACUGUGUUGGCGAUGAGCUGCCGUGGGGAUGGGAAGCCGGGUUCGACCCUCAGAUUGGUGUCUACUACAUCGAUCACAUAAACAAAACCACGCAGAUCGAAGACCCGAGGAAGCAAUGGCGGGGGGAGCAGGAGAAGAUGCUCCAGGACUACCUGUCGGUGGCCCAGGACGCGCUGCGGACGCAGCGGGAGCUGUACCACGUGAAGGAGCAGCGGCUGGCCCUGGCCCUGGACGAGUAUGUCCGCUUGAAUGAUGCCUACAAGGAGAAGUCCAGCUCUCGCACCAGCUUAUUCUCAGGCUCUUCAUCCAGUACUAAAUAUGACCCUGAUAUCCUAAAAGCUGAGAUCUCCACUACGCGAUUAAGGGUCAAAAAGCUGAAGCGAGAACUCUCACAGAUGAAGCAGGAAUUGCUCUAUAAAGAACAAGGCUUCGCCACUCUGAAACAAAUUGACAAAAAAAUGUCUGGAGGCCAGAGUGGCUAUGAACUUAGUGAAGCCAAAGCCAUCCUAACAGAACUGAAAUCUAUCAGAAAGGCUAUUAGCUCAGGAGAAAAAGAAAAACAAGAUCUGAUGCAGAGCCUCGCGAAGCUGCAAGGGCGGUUUCACGUGGACCAGAGCAUCGGCACGUCUGAGCCAGACCUGAGAUCCAGCCCCGAGAACUCACAUCUCUCCCUCUCCAGACAGACCCUGGACGCGGGCUCACAAACCAGCAUCUCCGGGGACAUCGGAGUGAGAAGUAGAUCAAAUUUAGCUGAAAAGGUCAGGCUGAGCCUCCAGUAUGAAGAAGCCAAAAGAAGUAUGGCCAACCUGAAAAUUGAGCUCUCGAAGCUGGACAACGAGGCGUGGCCUGGGACGCUGGACAUAGAGAAGGAGAAGCUGAUGCUGAUCCACGAGAAGGAAGAGCUUCUGAAGGAGCUGCAGUUCGUCACUCCGCAGAGGCGCACGCAGGACGAGCUGGAGAGCCUGGAGGCCGAGAGGCAGCGGCUGGAGGAGGAGCUGCUGGCCGUGAGGGGCGCGCCCCGCCGGGCCCUGGCCGAGAGAUUGAAAUUGGAAGAGCGAAGGAAAGAGCUGCUACAGAAACUUGAAGAAACUACUAAACUAACUACAUAUUUGCAUUCACAACUUAAAAACCUCUCCGCCAGCACCCUGUCCAUGUCCUCCGGGAGCAGCCUGGGCUCCCUGGCCUCCAGCCGGGGGUCCCUGAACACGUCCAGCAGAGGGUCGCUCAACUCCCUCAGCUCCAGCGAGCUCUACUACACCAGCCAGGGCGACCAGCUGGACGCGGAUUAUCAGUACAAACUGGACUUCCUCCUGCAGGAGAAAGGCGGCUACAUGCCUUCCGGCCCCAUCACCACCAUCCACGAACACGAGGUGGCCAAAUCCCCCAGCCAGCCUGGCCAGAGCGGUCCCGGGGGGGCGGCGGCCGCAGCCCCAGGCCGCCCCGCCCCCCUGGCCGAGGCCCCCAAGUCCGUGACAUCCCUGUCCUCGAGGUCCUCCCUGUCCUCCCUGUCCCCGCCCGGCUCCCCCCUGGGCUUGGAAGGCGCGUUCCCCAUGUCUGCACACGACGGCCCGCUCCAUCAGCUCUCUGCUGACUUGGAGGACUGCGAGCUGAGCGGCCACUUCGCAGACAUCAGCCUCGGGGAGCAUCAGCCACUGCUGGACCCUGACCCGGGAGGAGCACCCCCGUCUCUGCUGGACGGGAACAAGGGGCUCCGCGAGUGUGCUCAGGAGCCUCUGUACGAGGGGCCCGCAGAUGUGGAAAAAUCGUUACCAAAAAGAAGGGGAAUCCACUUGCUGGGGGAGAAGACCGCCUGCGUGUCAGCUGCGGUCUCGGAUGAGUCGGUGGCUGGGGACAGCGGAGUCUACGAAGCGUUCGUGAAACAGCCCAAUGAGGUCGAGGACGUGCCGUACAAUGAGGAGGACGCCGCGGUCAUGGAGACGGCCCAGGUGCAGAUCGGGCUGAGAUAUGAUGCAAAAAGGUCAAGUUUUAUGGUGCUGGUAGCACAACUCCGAAAUCUUCAUGCCUUCCUGAUACCUCACUCUUCAAAAGUGUAUUUCCGGGUUGCCCUGCUUCCCUCCUCAAGUGACGUCAGCUGCCUGUUUCGAACGAAAGUGCACCCAGCUGCGGAGUCCCUGCUCUUCAAUGAUGUGUUCAGGGUGGCCGUCUCCCAGACGGCCCUGCAGCAGAAGACCCUGAGGGUGGACCUGUGCUCCGUCGGGAAGCCCCGCAGGGAGGAGUGCCUGGCGGGAACUCAGAUCAGCCUGGCGGACCUACCCUUUUCCAAUGAGAUUUUCACUCUGUGGUAUAACUUGCUUCCUUCAAAGCAAAUUCCCUGCAAGAAGAACGAAGAGGACACUGAGGACUCGGUAUUUCAACCAAGCCAGCCGCUCGUGGAUUCCGUAGACUUGGAUGCAGUGUCAGCCUUACUUGCAAGAACAUCCGCUGAGCUGUUGGCCGUGGAACAAGAGUUAGCACAAGAAGAAGAACCAGGGCAGGAAGAAGAGCACAGAGGUCCAGAUGGAGAUUGGUUGGCCAUGCUGAGAGAGGCCUCAGAUGAAGUUGUGGCCAAGGAAGGGGCCAAAGUGAAAUUGGCGGAGGGCAGUCGCUGUGCGGAAGAUGUAAGCCCACGCCCACGUGUGCCCGAGAUGGACGAGGACACAAGUAGGAAAGAAAGCAGCUGUGCCAAUGACCUUGGGAGUCAGCCCCCCGCAGGGACACCGGCCCUGGUUGAUAAAGAGACAAACACCGACGAGGCUGGCGGUGCCAGCUUGGCCGUGCGCCCCAAAGACCGCAGCAGCCUGAGCGCACGCCAGCACACCUUCGUGAGGAGCAGCGUGAUCGUGCGCUCGCAGACCUUCUCCCCCGGGGAGCGGAGCCAGUACGUGUGCAGGUUAAAUCGAAGUGACAGUGACAGUUCAACACUGGCUAAAAAAUCGCUGUUUGUGAGGAACUCCACCGAACGGCGAAGUUUGAGAGUCAAGAGGGCGGUGUGCCAGCCGCUCCUCCGGAGGGCGGCGCCCGAGUGCCCCGUGCGGACCUCCCUGGACCUGGAGUUGGACCUGCAGGCCUCCCUGACCCGGCAGAGCCGCCUCAACGACGAGCUGCAGGCCCUUAGGGGCCUGAGGCAGAGGCUCGAGGAACUGAAGGCCCAGGGCGAGACGGACCUGCCGCCGGGCGUGCUGGACGACGAACGCUUCCAGAAGCUCCUGAGACAGGCGGGGAAGCAGGCCGAGCAGUCCAAAGAGGAGCAGAAGCAGGACCUGAACGCGGAGAAGCUGAUGCGGCAGGUGUCCAAGGAUGUGUGCCGGCUCCGCGAGCAGAGCCGCAAGGUGCCCCGACAGGUGCAGUCCUUCAGGGAGAAGAUUGCCUACUUCACCAGAGCGAAGAUAACCAUCCCGUCCCUGCCCGCUGAUGACGUGUGA